AUCUUCGUCGGAAGGUUUUCUUUCUGUAAUAAUUGCGUUAUUCCGGUGAUAAACAAAAUUAAUCGAUCCAAAUAAACAUUUCUUUCUGUAAUAAUUGCGUUAUUCCGGUGAUAAACAAAAUUAAUCGAUCCAAAUAAACAAAACAUGGCUUAAAAGUGCUUUCGUCUGUUAUCCUAACCCAGUGAUUUUCGAAAAUGGGACAUUAUCCGUGUUAAGUGGACUCUACCAUGUAUCAGGAUGAGAGCUCCUGACAGCUGAAUAGCUUUAUUUGUAAAAAGUGCAAUAGGUCGAUGCAAAAUGUUUUCUAAAUCACAGACAAGUAAGGAUACGUUUCUGGAGCAAACGAAGGCGGCGCGGGAGGAACGGGCGCUGGAGAAGAAGCGUGAACAAUCUGCGGUGAAGAUACAGGCACUCAUCCGCGGCUGGCUUUCGCGACAACGGUUCAUCAAACUCAUUUUAGAUGAGUUUGACCAAAUCCUCCCAGAGGCAGCAAGCCAAUCGGUCGAGGAGCCUGCUCAGCCCCCUGAACUAAUCCCUGCACUGGAAGUGUACCGUGUGACAUGCCGGUUGUUCCUUGUCUUCAGCCAGAAGAGAGACCGCAAGAGAUUCGAGAAACUCUGUAAAUACAUUGUGCAAAGCUUGCACUCUGAGUCUGUGAAGCUGUCUUACGUGGGGGUCUUCUUAAAUAAAGAGUACAGCUUACGAUGGAUCACCCACAUCAAGGACCUACUGUACAAAUGCUGCCUGUACCUGGAGGAGCUGAAGCCAGAGUCCCCGAUGGACACACAGAGCAUCCUCAUCCACCUCCACACCCUGGUGGAGUUCACAGCCACCAACACCUGGGCACUCACCCGACUAAAGAACUUCGACAAGCUACGCGGAGGCAUGACACAACUUUGUGCAAAUGUCAUGGGUUCUUUGUUCCAUAGGGGAUAUUACUUAACUUUAAAGUCUCUCCUGCUCCGCGGGCUGUGUCGCGAGAAGGUGUGUCUCAAGAACAUAGCAUUAGCAGCGGUGGUGACCCUGUCGCUGCGGCCGCUGGUCUCCGCGCAGUUUUCCGAGAAGCUGCUCACCAUGUACAUCAUACAGAUACUGUCAGUGCCUACGCUCGUCUACCACAUGCAUCAGAUAUCGCCUGAGUCAAUAACGACGUUCCGCUCGCACUCGAUGUUCGACAAGUGUGUGGAGUUCCUGAGCACAGACCAGAACAUGCGCAUAGUGUUCAACACGCUGGAAGGCAACUACGCUCUGUGCCUGCUGGCUAACUUGGUGCAGCUGUCCCAUCUAGAACGCGAGUAUGCGCUACCUGACACUUACUACCCUACUUUUGUGCUGGUGGUGACGCGUUUCCUGGACUCGUGCCAACAAUACGUGGUCUGCAAGAAGGGCAACCUCAGCAACUGGCACCCGAUCCUCGGCUGGUUCUCUCAGAGCUUCGACGCGUACCUCCCUCCGGCUAUGGGCAACCUUCGCAACCAACUAUCCUUGCUCUGGGGUGCGCCAAUGUUGAAGAAACUGUUAGCUACACCGUUGAAGGAGAUGAUAGAUGCAGGAGUCACCGGCGAAGAGGGCGCCGGGCCAUCGCAGCCGUCCACGCCAGUGCAGAGUAAUAACCCAGCAGCUAUAAUACGCAGGGCGAUAGAGGCUAGGACUAACAGAGCGAAUGCACAUAAAAAUUAUAGAAAAUUAGGAUCUCCAGAUUGUACGAAAGCGGCUCUGAUCUGCUCCAUGUACCAUACGGCAUUGCAGACUAUGACUCAAGUUAAACUUGAUAUAUUAACAGGUUUAUGCAAUCAAGAUGAAAUACUAUACUCGUUGUGGCAAUUCCUAUGUACGUUGGGACCAAACUGCGGGCUGAAGUCGUUCCUUGAUCUCCUAGCUGUAAAUACGAAGAGUUCCGCGCCAGAGUUCCAGAUGCUGAUACUCUUCGCUGACUGCAUGACGCAUUACGUUACUAUAUUAGACGACAUGGAAAUGUACGAGCAACAAAAUCCGUUCAAGUUGCAAGAUUUUAUUAAUAUGUCGCAGUUUCUUAAUUUAUUUGUUUACAAGUCAAUUAUGGGACAGUUAUUUGAUCUCAAAAACAUCCAAAGCAACGAGCUGUUCAGCUCGCUGCACACGCUGCUGCUGGUGCUGUACCGGCGCGACUGCCGCCGCCCCUACACGCCGCCCAACCACUGGCUCGUGCGCGACAUACGCGACGCGCAGUUCAUGUGCGACCUCGAGAAGGGGAAGAAGCCGCAGCAGGUGCUUGUACAAAAAACGCCACAUAUGAUCGCGCACGGAGAACGCGUCAGACUGUUCAGGCGAGCCGUUGCCGAUGAAAAAGUGGUAUUAGGCCUGACAGAGCGCGCAUGCGGCGGUCGGUCGACGCUAGUGACAGUGCGCCGCGCGCGGCUCGUGGAAGAUGGCUACCGACAGCUGGCAGCGUUGCCCAGUCGCGCGCUCAAGGGAGUCGUGCGCGUGCGCUUCAUUAACGAGCAGGGACUCGAUGAGGCCGGCAUCGAUCAGGAUGGUGUUUUUAAAGAAUUCCUUGAAGAGACGAUAAAGCGCGUGUUCGACCCGUCACUGAACCUAUUCCGCGUGACGAGCGAAGAGCGACUGUACCCGUCGCCCACCUCUUGCCUGCAGGAGAACCACCUGCAGCUCUUCGAGUUUAUCGGACGCAUGCUCGGCAAGGCGGUUUAUGAGGGGAUUGUGGUGGACGUGCCGUUCGCGUCGUUCUUCCUGAGCCAGGUGCUGGGGCAGACGCAACAGGCGCUCUACAGCUGGAUCGACGAGCUGCCGUCCCUCGACAGAGAUCUCUACCGGAGUCUUACAUACAUCAAGCACUUCCAGGGUGACAUCUCGUCCUUAGAGCUAACGUUUUCCGUCGAUGAAGAAAGAUUGGGUGAAAUUGUCACUCACGAAUUAGUACCCGGUGGUAAAGCUAUCCCAGUCACCAACGAAAACAAAAUAAACUAUAUCCAUCUGAUGGCCCACUUCAGAAUGCAUACUCAAAUAAAAGACCAGACGAACGCAUUCAUCAAGGGCUUCAGGACAAUUAUCAACCCUGAAUGGCUGUCUUUGUUUUCUACUCCUGAGUUGCAACGUUUAAUAAGCGGGGACAAUGUCCCCCUAGAUCUACGGGACCUGCGCCGGCACACGCAGUACUACGGCGGGUUCCACGACUCGCACCGCGUCGUCUGCUGGCUGUGGGACGUACUGCAGCGGGACUUCAGCGAAAAUGAACGCGCCAUGUUCCUCAAGUUCGUCACAUCGUGUUCGAAACCACCUGUCCUUGGCUUUGCUCAUCUGAAACCGCCAUUUUCAAUCCGCUGCGUCGAAGUUGGUGAUGACGAAGACACGGGAGACACUAUAGGUAGCGUGAUUCGAGGUUUCUUUACAAUCCGGAAGAAGGACCCUUUGAACCGACUGCCGACCUCUUCAACAUGCUUCAACCUCCUCAAGUUGCCCAACUACCAGAAACGAAGCACGCUGCGAGACAAGCUCCGAUACGCCGUCAACAGCAACACAGGAUUUGAACUAUCGUAGUUUGCUAUUAUCAAGAGUACACUCGUGUUUGCCUCAUAUUUAUUAUUACGUCUGCUCCUUCUCGGCGUGUGUCCAAGGCAAGGAGACAAGUGAAUUACGACCUGUUUAAAAGAACUGAAAUGUUGAACGAAACUACGAAGCAUUUUCAACAUACGUUAUCAACAGUCGCGUGUGGUGCUACAAAUGAGGCGUUGCAUUUUUUUUACAUCAGUCACACGUCUUUCUCAUCUUCAGGCGAUGUACAAUUACUUGUUUGUAAUAGAUUUAAAAUGGUGUUCUUUCGAUAUUUUAAAUUAAAUAGUUUUUAUACUCGAUGUUCAAAAAUCCAAAGUUAUAAACUACAGAUUUGAACGUCAUGAUAUACCAAGGAAAAUUAUUUUAGCAGUUAAACUUAAAAUUAUUUAUGUAAUUAUUUUAGGUUCUAGUUUAUGGACUGCAUUUCUAAAUUUAAAAUUAGUAAGAGGCUUGGUGUUACCGAUAAUAUUUUUAUGUAUUUCAAGGGCACUUUUAGUCAUGUACACUUAAAUAAUUAUUAAAAAAACGGCGAGACAAUUUCAAGUUGUUUCUUUGGCGUGGCCAGUAACUCGCAUUAGUUUGUGCUAUUUCUGUUAUAAACUUACUAUAAAAGCUAACGCUAAACGGAAAAAUACUCAAUAAAUGAAAAAUUAAUAACGAAAAAACUGGUUACUUGUGUUACUUAAGUGCAGACUUAUUUUUGGUAUUCAUGAAAAGUUAGUUUAGAUUAUCUUUGUUGUUGUAUAGUUUCUCUACGUUACGAUAUACUAAAUUACUGAUACAUAUUAUCAUAAUAUAAUAUGUAUAAUUUACGCUGUAUUGUACAUACAUUUAUAGCUCGUUUGAAAACUUAGAGAUUUUGUCAUAAAUAUAUUUAUUAUUGCGUAUAAUUGUUAUACUGUGGCUAUUUUAUGUAAGCUCUUAUCGUGAAAAUCACUUUGAUAUGCAUAGAAAACGAUAAUUUUCACGAUUAAAGCUACAUUAAAUUAAAAAUUUCCACGAUACAAUGUAAAUUAAUAUAAAAUGGAAUUCUAAACAUCUCAAUCCAGUCCAAUGUAUAACUAUGUGUAUAUAGACAAUAACGUGCUAGUUUUGUAAUGGAUUUGUAUUUAUUUAUCCCUUUGUAUGUAUAGUACAAAUAAAUACAGUUUGUAAUGUAAAAAUAUUUUUGGUCAUAGUUUAGUCGGCCUAGACUUCCGUGUCCCAGGCCUGUAUGUCUACAACAGUAGCUUUUUUCAAGGAAAUAUAGUAGUUUUUACUUAAGUCGAUUGUACACGCAAAUCAAAAUACCCAACCCAAAUUUAAUUGACUUCUAAAUUGUUUGCAAUCUCCAUAAUAAAAUAACAUUUUGUCAACCUGUUAAAAUUUAGAAGUAUAGUUUAUUUUUAAAUAUUUAUUUUCCUGAAGUAAAGUUAUCUUUCGUUAUUUUUAUAGUGCAAUUACUUUUACAACUAUUUAGGACCCUACUUAUAGUAAAGAUACCUUACGGUGAACAAAGAAUAGUAUUUUGUAGCGAUGUGUCCUUUAUGGUUUUGAUUGGUAACUUUUAGAUAUUUACGAUUAAUAUACAUAAACAUGGAUCAGCAUAUUAAGUAAUAUUUUAUACUAGCCACGUAAAUAUGUUGUAUAACACAAUGUGAUUCUCUGUGAUAAUAUAAUUGAUAUUUAUUAAAUA
Molecule: messenger RNA, 5224 nt
Organism: Pectinophora gossypiella (pink bollworm)
Lineage: Eukaryota; Metazoa; Arthropoda; Insecta; Lepidoptera; Gelechiidae
Product: ubiquitin-protein ligase E3B
Exons: 19
Coding region: 298-3534 (1078 amino acids)
Biological process (GO): ubiquitin-dependent protein catabolic process; protein polyubiquitination
Molecular function (GO): protein binding; ubiquitin protein ligase activity
Source: RefSeq, a predicted model, not a curated record